Messenger RNA from Monomorium pharaonis (pharaoh ant), 9895 nucleotides. Its product is annotated as alkaline phosphatase. The record is from RefSeq and is a predicted model, not a curated record. The transcript has 9 exons. Bases 2421 to 4229 code for a protein of 602 amino acids. Gene Ontology annotation, biological process: dephosphorylation. Lineage: Eukaryota; Metazoa; Arthropoda; Insecta; Hymenoptera; Formicidae. Gene Ontology annotation, molecular function: alkaline phosphatase activity.
UUUUCUAAAAAUCUGAAACCAUAUAUCUUUUAUAUCUCCCUUUUUCAUAAAAAUCUGAAACCAUAUACGUCAACAUGCUAUUAAUAUUGCAGAAUGGUAAGAGGAAUUCGUAAUACAAUUGUUGAUAAGGUAAUUCGUAUGAGAAAAUGAAAGAUGAGAGCGUAAAGUGUAUCGGUAUUGGGACAAAUCUACAAGCAGAAGAAUCUCGUCGCAAUUCUAAAUCAUUUCUCUCCUCUCAACCGUACAGUUCACUUUACUGUCUGAUCGAUGUAACAAAAGAGACUGAAAGGUUUCAUUUACCCACCACCGUCGUCCACCUUUAUUUAUCGGGCGGGAAUUCACGUAGAUCGGGCGAAUUUCGCCCACGGUGUACGCGACCGGCGGUCGUGUCCCGGGUCGCCGCGGCGCGUUUUAGCAGCGCGCGAUUAUUCGGGCUGGCACGACGACGGCUGCGUCGUCGCAGAGAACGGCUCGGCUGGCGGCACCGCCGAAAGCGAGAGAGAACGGCCGGCCCGACGGUACGCUCGCGCCACUGCGCCCGCGUCCGCCCGCACGCGCGCUAGUACUCCUGUCGGUCCCGUCGUGUGUCACGUCCAAGCGCGUUCAUUUCGUUCGCCCUCUCACGCCGUUCCUCUCGCGUGGAGGUAGUAAUCGUAUCGCGCGCUCGGACCGGUGGAUCCACGUGUGACAGCCGAUCAACGACAGAUAGAAUUUUAGCGGCGCGUCGCGCCGGUGACGGGUUUAUCGCGGCGAGGACCCGACAGGCCGGAGGCUGCUGCUGAUCCCGCGGGAUGAGAUCGCGCGAUCGAGCCGGGUAACAACGAGCUCUCGAGUGAUCGAAGUGCCAGUACGGCGAUACGCGUUUUUCGGCGAACUUUCCCGGAAAAUUGGCAGGGAUCGAAAAAUCAAAAGAUUUGCCCGAAUUAAAAAAGGAAGUGUGUGCUAUCAAGGCUGGUGCAAAGAUUAUCUGCGAUACCCUUCGAUUAGCGACGAGCUAUGGAGCGCGUGAGUUUGUCUCGCCGGAGGACCGUGAUCACCGUUUAUUCGUUCCGACACGCGUGUGUAAAUAUUCGCGUUCGUUAGGUCGCAAGUGAAAAGAAAAAAAAAAAAAAAACAACGGCGGCUUUGAAGUUUGCGAGCAUCGUAGUGUGCUUCGUCUAACGGAAUUUUCGGUAAACGGUUGCUGUCCCUCCUCCCCUGGAGCUUUGAGAGAAAGCGCUCUGAUUAUACGAGGGGAGGGGCAAAGUCGGUGAUUUAUGGCGGAAAAGAAGGACCGCGACGGGGAUGCUCUUCGGAGACGCGGAGAAAAACGAGAGUUUAGAUAUCCGCUGGUGUACAGUCAUGCAGCGGCCAUACAUCGAACCUAAGGCACGUUGAUCGACUUGAACUUCACUGACGCGUGACAAUUCAGUUUUCUCCUCCACCGAAUGCGCGUGAUGGAGAUAUGGGAGCUUCGCUUGCGUCUAACUGUUCUCUACAAAAAGCAAAGAACUUUCGUAAUUAGGUGCUAAAUUACGCCGGCGGUUUUAUCCGACCUCGGAUCGACGGUGGACUCUCGCUCUGUUUCCUUCUGCAUUACGUAUUUCUGCUUUAUAAUACAGACUGAGAGAGCAUCCGCGGGAACUUGAAGAGAUCGACGAUUGAGACGAACGCGCAUUAUCAAUGAACGAUUUUGAAAAACCUGUGGCAUCGUCGCGAAACACCGCACUUGGCGCCGAGGCAGCUGGACAUUUGAUCGAUCUCUCAUUUUGCAAAGUCGAUGGGACUCGACCGACGGGCGAGCGCGAACAACCGGCUGGCAAAGGAUCGUCCUCGUUCGCGCCGUGCACGGCCACCAUGCCGAACGGUGCAUUCCUCGCGGUCGCGAGCCUCCUUCGCGAAUCCGAAACUCGCCGAGAGUUCCCGCCACGCGAGAGGACUCGCGUCGACGCGCCAGAGGCGUCUUUUUUGACGCUCUUCCCUUUGACCGACGCGCGCCGCUUGCUGUAUCCUAGGUAGACGGUACCGAAUAGUAGCGCGAAUAAUAUAUACUUGCCCCUGUUGAUCGGUGUGCCGCGCGAUCAAACGCGCCGGGCGCGCGUUACAGACGGAAUACGAAAGCAAAAGGUGCAGACGGCGAGACGAGAGAUGCGCGAAGCGACGGGAGUUCCGUGAGAGUUCCACGGAAGAAACGGGGAAAAAGAGUGAAGAGUGACGGGACGAGAGAGGAUAAGAGGGACGCGCUACCUGAACGCACCUUGAAGUGGAUAAUAUAGUGAUGUAAGGGUACUCUGAGUAUCUCUCGUGAGUGCGCCGCCGCCAUUGUUCGUACUCGGUAAUUUUCAUCACGGCGAGUCUCUCGGCGAAAGGACUGUGAAGAGUGGCAUGAGGCAGAGGCGUACGGAUAACACGUAGCGAUUGGCCCCUUCUCGUUUCUCGAGAUGCGGCGCUAUCUACUGCAUAUCGACGUCGCCCUUACCGUCGUGCUGUUGGCGAUCUGUGCAAACAUCGUGCGGGCCGGCAAACGAGAGAGGGAGGUCUGGUAUGAAGCGGCGACGCGGGCGAUCGAGACGCGAAUCAGGGAGGCAGCGAGUAACAGCGUCAGCGGCACGACGCCCCCGGCCGGGGUGGCGCGCGGCGUCGUCCUCUUCGUCGGCGACGGCAUGGGGAUGAGUACAUUGACGGCGGCGAGGAUCUUCGCGGGUCAGCGUCACGGGAAUCCAGGCGAGGAGACGCAGCUCGCGUGGGAGAGCUUCCCGGCGGUGGCGUUGGCGCGGACGUACAACAUGGAUGCCCAAGUUGGCGAAUCGUCGGCAUGUGCGACGGCGCUGCUCUGCGGAGUUAAAGCCAAUUACGAGACUGUUGGUCUGGAUUCAUCGGCACGUUUCGAGGACUGUUACUCCAGUUUGGAGGCGCGCGUUCCUUCACUUAUUAAUUGGGCCCAGGAUCAAGGCAAAUCGACGGGGCUGGUUACAACCACCAGGGUUACACACGCGACACCGGCGGCUCUUUAUGCACACGCGGCCAGCCGUUACUGGGAGGACGACGGCAAAGUGCCACCUGCUGCACGUACCUCUUGCAAAGACAUCGCGCGUCAGCUGCUCGAGGACGAGCCCGGCUGUAACAUCACUGUGAUACUUGGUGGUGGUAGACGCCAUUUUGUACCGAAGGUGACUUUGGAUCCUGAAGAGCCGGAUAAGGAGGGUAGGCGGUUAGACGGUAGAAAUCUCAUUGAAGAGUGGUCCAGAAAUCAUCGUAAGAGGAACAUAGCCGCAAAGUAUGUUGCCAAUAAAGAGCAAUUUGAAAGAGUAGAUCCACGAAGAGUGAAUCGAUUGUUAGGUCUCUUCGCCUAUUCUCACAUGGACUUCGACGUCGACCGGAACACGAACGACACCGGCGAUCCUUCUCUGGCCGAGAUGGCGAUUAAGGCGCUUCGGAUACUGGCGAACAAUCCCGAGGGAUACUUCCUCUUCGUGGAGGGUGGAAGAAUCGACCACGCUCACCAUUACAACAACGCUUAUCGCGCCCUGGAUGAGACGCUGGCGUUGGAGGAAGCCGUCGAGGCAGUUAUGAAAGAGGUCGAUCUCACGGAAACGCUCCUCGUGGUUACGGCGGAUCACUCGCAUGUAUUAACUCUCGGCGGACUGGCGACGCAUCGUGGGAAUCCCAUAUUUGGCUCCGACAGCAAGGUGUCGGACGUUGACGGACAGCCGUACACGACGCUACUCUACAGCAACGGCCCGGGUUACAUGCAUCCACGGAAUAUCCUGCGGGAGGCCGGGAAAGAUUCCAUUCAGACGUCGGGCGUGCCGAGGGCGUGGGCGACGCACGGGGGCGAGGAUGUGCCAGUGUUCGCCGUCGGGCCCCUCGCGAACGCCCUGUUCUCCGGUAGCGUCGACCAGAGCUACAUCCCGCACGCAAUCGCCUACGCCGCCUGCCUGGCCCAUCACGCCAGCCGCUGCUCCCGGGAUUCUAACAACGUGAAUGCCAGCGACACAAUGAACACCGCGCCGAUAAGCUGUCCCUCGGCAGAGCCGAACAGCGCGGCGAUAUCCAGCGACGUGAUGAACGACCGUAUGCGAAAUCCACCCCCGAAAUCCGCCGCCGCCGCCAGUCCCUGCCGUUCGUUCGUCAGCAGCCUCUCGGUGAUGCUGAUGCUGGUGCUGUUGCUGCUGUUGCUGUCGCCGUUGAUGCCUCUGAUGCCCGUCGUUCUGCUGAUUCCCCGGUGCCGGUUCGAAAGGACGAGUUAAUGCGCUCCUUUCUCCCGCGUCCAAGGAGGAGAGCGGCCCCCUGUGUGACGUCGGAGAUACAUGACAGCGCGGAGAAGCCACGGGAUACCGGCGUCCUGAACGCGACGCGGACGCAUAAUAAUGGUCGACGGAGCGACCGCAGUGUAAAUUUGAUGGGGUACACAGGAACCCCUUCGAGAGUGCCUCGUUCCGAACGAGUAGUGAUCGCGUUUCUCGGUGAACCGUUAAAUGGAUCGUUGCCCAGCAACCAUACGCUACGAGGAUCAUCGAGUAUUGGUGCGAGAGUAAAGCGUGGAGGACCCUCGCGCGGAGAGUCGGUAAUGGGAAGGAUUCCGUCGCGAGGGUCCCCUCGAAGAAAGGCGUAUCCUUCAUCUUCACCUCGCGUGAGAACGCGACGGCUGACAAACCGACGACGAAUUCGUACGAUGCGCCACGUGACAUCGUCGCUGAGAUAAAACGGCGUAUCCCCCUUUUUUAGUCCUCUCAUGCGAUUCUCACGUGUCUCGGAACAUAGUCGUGUACUUUUGCUUUAUGUAUAAUAAUUUAAUUGAUACGAGUUCUCGUCUGAGAGAUUGCCCAAAAGCUCCACAAACUUUACGCUAAUGACUAAAGCUCUUUUAAUAAAGAGCUUCAAUGAGAAGAUUGGGAGAGGGGUCUGUCAUACUUACUUAUUAUUCCGAGAGUCUUUGAACUAUGGAAAAUUAUAGUUCUUUUUUAUAUAUUUUUAACAUUUUGAAUUAUUGUCUUAAUAUUAUAUAUUUUAAUUUUGAUAAUACUUCUUUAUAAUUAUGUUCUCACAUGUUUUUCUUUUAAUUGAACGAAUUCUCGCAUGGGAAGAUUAAUUACAUUGGUCGACUCUGCGAAAUGUUUCAGAACUAUUGCUAUUUUUUUGCAAUUAUAUUUCUUUCGAUCGAUUAAAUAUAAAAUAUAUUUUAACCAAGAUAAUGGUCUUUAUUAAAGUACAGUUUUUAUUCUUGAAUUAAAUGAAAUAAUUAAAAUAAAAUUAGAUGUAUUUUAAAAAAAUGCAAUUAUACCCUAAAAUUUAUAAAUAUCCAAAUUGGAGAUUGAAAGAUUGAUCUAAUUUUACUUAUUAUAUUGCCUGUAAAUAUUAGCUAAACUUUCUGUCAAAUAACAAAGAGGAAGAGAAUUGGUUUUGAAAAUUUGUUUUGAUUUAUCAAUUAAUCAAAGAAUUUGUGGAUGACAAGAAUGGCGACGUUUCUGAUACAUUCCGCAGUCACGAAGAUCUAUCCGUCUAUCUUUCAAGUGGGGACUUACCGUAAUUCUCGAAAGCAUGUUUUGGAUUCUUGCCGUGUGGUAGCACAUUACAAUGAACUGAUAACGCAGCCUCGCCGAUUUAACAAACUGUCCAACGAACAGGCCGUAAAGCAGUCUCUCGAUUCGUGAGAUUUCUCAAGUAAGUAAAAUGUAAAUAUAUAUUAAGAAUGAAGCAGACACAAUGUAUAAAUAUGAGACACGUGUCACAUCACACAUCGAAUGUAAACUACAGGUAGGAUUUAAUUGCCGAAUCGAGACAGACUUUUUAUCAGUGCACGUUGACACGCUAUCAUUAAUUUUUCUUUCUCUCUUUCUCUGUUUAUACUUCUUUAAAUUAUUUUAAAUUUUUCUAGAAACAUUUUAUAAUGCAGUUAAAGCAAUUUUUUUACAAAAUUUAUUUUGCAUUGGGUGAUUGUGAGAAGAAGGGUAAUUUACAGAUGAAAUUUUCGCACCUUACGUAAAUCAGGCUGUUUCGCUUAAAUUAUUUUUACCUUGAGCUUCUCGCAAUCUAGAGAAUUUUUUAAAAUAAUUUUGUCACUACGGCGAGUUGGACACGUUUUGUCCAUGAUUAGUCCGACAGUCCGUCUCGCUCCAUUUCCCAGAUUUGUCUGCUUCAAGCAAUUAUUAUUGAAUAAUCCACCCGCGCCGUCUUUUCAAGUUUAUUCGUAAUGUAUCGCUAUAUCGCGCUGAGUGGGAAUUGGAGAUUUGCCGGCGAUGCACUCAUGUAUUUGUGACUAGCACUGGGGGAAUUGCAGCUGCGAGAGUCUCUUCGCCAUUCAGUUCUCCAGAAUACAUUCUCACGAGGAGUGUUACCGUUUCCAGUUUUGAUGGGGCCGUGCGAAUUUUAUAGAGCGUUUCGCGCGUAUUUGCGAGAGCCAUUCUGAAAGAUAAUUUGCCUUUUAAGCACUGAAUCACGACUCUGAGUUAUAGUCCCUCGGUAAAUUGGCGUACAGAUUGGUAAUUGCGCCAACAGAUUGCUAUGUUAGUUCUGUUUCCACUGGCAAGCGCUAAUGAACUUAAAAUCGCGUGUGGAAUAAUAAGGACGCGUAUCAUCUAUCUUGAGUGUGAAAACCAGAAGAUAUCUUGCAAACAAACAUAAAUAGAACUUUCUUUAAGUUGAUUAUUAAACAGCAAAUAUAUUGAUGAAAUAAUUGCAACAGAUUGCUAUUGCGAAUGUUUUUCUAUAAUGUAUAACAUUUGUCGACUUGAAAUUCUUCUAUCAGAUUUAUGGAAUUUAACUAUUUUAUGCAGGAAAAGACGAACGACGUUGUUAAAGAAUUGGCUUUUUUUUCAAGAGUAAUACGUACGUUGAAUACGAGAAGUGGCAGAUACCUUUGCAAAACGUGUGCACAUUUGUCAAGUAAUAUUUUUGUCUUGCUUCCAAUUUCAUUACAUUGCAUGUGUAUUCUUGAACAGUUAUGAUAUUUCUACUCGCGGGGAGAUGUCUCCGAGAUCUGCAGCCAGCGAAGACAUUGACAAGAUAAUAGUUGGAACGAAUUCCUAUUUUUUUCCAUCAAGCGUCUUCUAACUCAGCAAGGAUUUUGCUAAGAGUGGCUUAUUUCUAUGGCGCUUAUUUUAUGCGGGAUAUGAAAAGAAGCAGAAAAUAUCUCACAAACGUGCAUACGUCGAGCAAUAUUUUUAUUUCGCUUCCUAUUUGUAGAGACUUGCCUCCAGGAAUAUUUAAGUCAGCUUUAAAUUUGUAGAAAAAAAAAUAAAGGCACAAGACGUAACGCGAUAUAUGUGUAUGUUAACAAAUGGCAGCCUCGAGAUGGCUGGAGUUAAACGACGAUGGAGGCUUUGGCAGGGUAAAUUCAUCCUCGGGACGACGUCGUUUUUACGAUCGCGCGACGUAAAAAGUGGUGCGAAGUUCCACGGGCAACGUAAAUUCUCUCUCGGUUUAUAGAUAGACGCCGUAAAACAGUUAUAAGGACAACGAAUGGGACCGAGCGUGUCCGCCCGCAUUGUUGGGGCCAGAACAGAUCUUAUCCUCCGUCUUUAAUUAUCCCUACGCAAAUUAUGGAGAAUUAUUUGCGCGGCAAUUACAGUUUCCAUGGCCUAGUGUGAGUUUUUAAUUGCUAACAAAACCAACAUCUCGAUGAAAUAGGAAACGAAUGUAAUUAAACUGGAGGUUGUACGUUAGAUAGUCGUUUAUUAAACGGGAUCAGGAAAUGUUGCAUUGUUAACAUAUUUUAACAUAAUUUUACUACAAUUUAUUUUAUAAAAGAUGCACGUAGCGAUGUUUUUUUAGAAAAAAAAAAUUAGCUAAUCUAUGGAAUAUAAAAACAUAGAGUUCUUACACUUUGAUCCGGUGAAAAGAAUUUUGAUAAAAAGCAUAUCGAGAAUAAUGAAAUAAUGAAAUCUUAUUUCUCGGUUAUUAUACAAUAUGAAAAUUUUAUGAUUUGCGUCACGGAAAUGUUUUAUGUCAAAAUUUCAAUUACCGCAUGGAAGAGUGUUUAUAAUUUUAGCGAAAAAGAAACUAUUUUCCUCGAAGCUUAUUCUUCGGUUGUUUAAAUUAUACAAUAUGAAAAUCUUGAUUUUUGCCACAGUUACCAAGAUGAUUUAUAUUAAAAUUCUAAUAGCUGCGAGAAGUAUAACGUCUAUAUUGUAGCAAAGGAGAAAUUGUUUCAAUUUUCGAUGGAAACCUCUCAAUAUACACUAUAAUGCUUUUUUUGAUUUGUAAUUUUUUGUGAUCAAAUUUAUAACAUUUUCUGAAAUUUUUCUAUUAUUUUUGUUGUAGUAUAUAUAAACAUGUGUGAUUAAAUUGAUCAAUUUACUUUCACCGUUUAUUUUUUUUAAGGUACAUGUGUAAUAUGUAAUACUUAUAAUGAUUUUUACUAGUUACGCGCUCAGUAUAAAUCAAUUUUAUUAAUUAUUUUUUUACAAGCAUAUAAUAUAUUAAUUAUUUUAUUAAUUUAUGAAUUAUUAUUUGAAUUUGUUUAUUAACGACGUAUUUAUUCUCUUAUAUAUCUCAUGUGAUAUUUACAGUACCUGAACAUAUAAUAUACUAUUUAAAUUGUUUAAAAUAAUUAUGGUUUAGGUAUUUAAAGUUAGUAAUUAUAAUAAUCUGGAUAAUUUAAAUAUUAAUAGAAUUGAAAAAUUUCAAAUUUAUUUGUAUCAUAAAUAGAUAUUUUAUAUAUGUUAAUCAUCGGUAAUUCUCAUUAAACGCUCUACGAAUUUAUCAUUUAUUAUUUACAUGUAAUAAGUUAAAAGAUAAUAAUUAAAUAUAUCAAUACACAGUUUUGCAAAAUUAUUGAAACCUAAGAAAAUUGCAUUAUCUAUUUAUAGUUUCCAUCGAAGUAAACGGUUCUCCUUUACACAUACCUCAACAUUUAAACUAGUUAUGAAUAAGGAAUAAACAUGUGGUAAUUGUGCUGCAUUUUCCUAGAUUUUCAACGACUUGAGGUACUUUGCUGUAGUUUGAAUGCAAGAUAUCGAGUAACAACGACUCGUAGAUGGAUAAAUGUUACUGUGUUGGCGCAUCAUGUAAAACUGAAUACACAAGUAGUAAAACAGUCGUGAUAAACGUGAAAGAGUAGAAUCCUUUGCAGACAAGGUACACGAGAUGAUGGUUCUUGUGAAUUACAUUGCAUUCUGUUAAACGCACCGUUCACAAUCCGACUCUACAUUCCUCCGACUCGCAUUCGUGCCGUUUAAAACCGGAAUAAAAAUUUAAUUCAGGAAAUUACCAACAAGUGCAACCUUUUAAUUGGCCUGUGUUCUAAGUGAAUUGCAAAUUACAAAUUAUUUGAACUUUAAAUCGCAGCGACGUAAAAUCGUAUUUAUAGCAAAGUUGUUAUACCACAAGGAACUUCUACGUGCUGGCAACAGACGCUACGGAGUUGCGUAUGAAAUUGCAAAAGAUGUCGUCCGGCAAUAACAAUAUUAAUUACAAAGUUAAUUCUUUUUUGUUGGAAACAAUUCUCAUUAAUAAUUAUAUCAGAAAUUGACGUUUUAUUAAUAUUUAAAUAUACACGAAGUAAUAAUAACUUUACAUUUAUCACGAAUAAAAUUACAUAAAUUAUGACAUAAAUUUUCCGAAGUUAAUAACAUUGCCAGCUACCAUCGAUUUUUGAUUAAUUUUACCGGCAAUGAAUGAAAAUGUGUCAAUGCGCCGCAUAAUUUAAAACGUUUAAUUGCGAACAUAUGAUGCGUGGCAUUCAAGCCGUUAGCUAUUCAAGCCGAGCUUACACACGAGGGACUUAUGUUUCAAUAUAAAUCUAGCGAUCGUGCGAUGGAUCACGUGAGACCAAAUUACGACAAGAAAAUGCGAUACGCGACUUCACCGAUCUAUAUAUAUUUCUGUAAAGAACAUCAAUACAAAUUAUUACGAAUGUAAUUUAUUAUAGAUAUCUGUAUACUAUUGUUUCAUAAAAAAGAAACCGCAAAACGUC